Molecule: messenger RNA, 4554 nt
Organism: Xenopus laevis (African clawed frog)
Lineage: Eukaryota; Metazoa; Chordata; Amphibia; Anura; Pipidae
Product: chitinase-like protein PB1E7.04c
Exons: 9
Coding region: 1-4554 (1517 amino acids)
Source: RefSeq, a predicted model, not a curated record
AUGGACUGGAAUUCACACUUAUUUGUGUGGCUUCUGUUUUUGACAGAUACACCAGUAACAAAUCUAUUUACACAUGGGGCAUCAAGAAAUGGAAGCACAACUCCGAUUGUGAUAACAAUUGAUUUAGCAACUAUUGCACAGUUACAGUAUACAACUGCAGUAAUCACUUCCAACUUAAUAUAUUCGGUUAAUAGUGGUGGCAGUGAAAGAACUGCUGAUUUAUCUCAUGUCACAGUGGAAUCUAGUAUUGGAACUGCUUUGGCUACAGAAUUCCUAGAAUCAACUCAGAUACAACAUUUUACAUAUCAAUCAAGUUCUCCAACUACAAGCAGCUCACUUACUGAGCUCAGCACUGAACCAACAGCUAUAACCAAAGAUAAAUACAGUUUAAAAAGCAAUGCCUUGUCAGGUUCUGGGUAUGACCUUGAUGCGCAAACUUCUUCUGAUCAAAGUUUUGUUUUCACCAAUGGAUUAUCAUCUAAAUUCACUGUGGAACUAACAAAGAACUCUUUAUCUGCAACCAGACAUACAUGCAAAUCUAAUUCUCAGUUUGAGGAAAGCUCUUUAUUUGCACCCAGUUCUUCAUUCACCAACCCAUAUAAACCCAAUUCUACCCACACACCCACAAGCCAGUUUCAAUCAAAUUUUUUGCUUAGACUCAACUUUUCAUCUAAAUAUUCUUCUGUACUAGCCAACCAUUAUCAAACAAAAUUCAAUUUUGGAUCAAAAACCAGAUUCCAUGUAGAAUCCAGUUUUAGCCCAAUAAAAUACCACCUAGAAUCUCAUGAUAUGUCUUUAAAAAUGUUACCAUCUGAAUCAAGUGCUUCUUGUCCUGUUAUUCCCAGAUCUGAAUCCAAAUAUCUGCCAAAUAGAUCAUUUGCCGCAAUAAGUGCUGCUUUUCAAUCAAGUUAUGUGCAGCAGUUCAGUAGUAUUAGUUUUGAGAAUUCAAAUUAUUUGGAUUUUAAAAUUCUUAACUUGAAUUAUUCAGAGAGUUUGGGUGAUCCUUCUUCUAAUGAAUAUCAGGAUCUGAAAAUGUACAUUAAAAAUCUGGUUGAAGAGAAAUUUCGAACACUCUACAGUGGAACUAUAGUGGAAGUAAUUAAGUUCAGACAAGGAUCAGUGAUUGUGGAAAUGCUCAUAAUGUUUACCAUCCAUACAAAUACCCAAUUGAGGAAAGACUUUAUUCAAGUUCUAAUUGAUACUUUCAAAAAUGGUACAAUAGGAAACCUAAAGUUGGAUGUUUCUAGUAUUACAUUUAAUGGAAAGAAAAUAUUUACAGCAUUAACUAGCACUAGUUUUACCAAUGCCUCCUAUGAAAAGCCUACAAUAUCCAGACCUGGAAUUUAUACAAGUGCACCCCUUAUUUCUGAAUCUCAAGAUGCUCUAAGCUCCAGCUACAACUUGCAAAGUACCAGCUCCACUACCAACUUUAAACACCAUCAACUACAAUCAACUACCGGCACAUUAUAUGAAACUGCCUCUGUAUCACCUCCACAUUUUUUUUCUCAAACCACAAUUUCACUGACUUCUGCAAAGUCUGGUGACAGUUCACCUUCUACCAGUCCAACAUUUCAAGCAACGUUAAGUUAUGACUCUGUAUCAGAGAAUGAAAACAUACCAUCUAGUAGUUCUGUAUCUGAAACCAACAUGUUACGAAAUACUAACAGUCCAUCUAAAAUCAAUGCCACAAUAUUCAUAUUAGAGGAUAUAUCUGCAUCAACUAGCAGCAAAUUGACUGAACCAACUAGCAUCAGUGCUUCUUCUAAAACAUUCACUUUUAUUGAUAAGAGUCCAACAAUGAGCAGCCUGCAACAUACUAGUCCCUCAUCUGAUUCCAACACUUCACCAAAAAUCAAGGACACCACUGAAAUGGUCACUAUACCUUUUAAUAGUUCUGCAUUUGAAAGAAAAAAUAUUAGCAUCCAAUCUCAAACCAGCAUUGAAGUCACUAUAAAUAUCACAGAUGAAUACAGAACUGAACUCAUAACCAAGUCUUCAUCUCAAAAUUUCACAUCAAUACAUAUUUUUCCAACUACCAGCCCAUUAAAGACCAGCCCUACAACCAUUAAAAAUCAAACAGAUCAAAGUAGCACAAUGAUAAGUCCUAACUAUCCAUCCAAUACAAGCAAUACAUCAGCUACAUGCAACUCUUCUGAUACUGUCCCAACUCAAGAUAUUAACUCUUCAUCUACCGGAUCAACAUCUAAAAGCAACAUUUCAUCUACAGCUAGCCUUACAUCUGAAUCUACAAUAAGCAUCAGCCCUAUAUCUGAAUUUGUCAGUUUACCACUCAAAAGUGUUCCACCUACAACGAACAUGCCAAAAACCUCAUCUAAAAUGGUCAGUCAACUAACUAGUGUCCUGCCUAUAACCAAUUCACAAAUGACUACGUCUGAAAGCAGCCAUUCAGGAAAAAACAGUACUACACCAGCUACAAGUCCUCUAAAUAACAUGAACAUAUCAGAUGCUGAUCUCCCACCUCUAACCACCAUCGCAACAGCAAAAAACACCACGCAUAAAUUAACUGCUUCUGGAAUUAUUCCUAAAACCACACUAUCAGCAAAUGUCAGCUCUACAACAACAAGAAUAUCUUUAUUUGCAACCAGAGUAUUAGCAAAUGUUAGCACCCUGUCACAAAAGAACACUGCAUUAACUUCAUCUAAGGGUAAGAUUCUCUCAACUACCAGCUCAUUGCUUAAACCUCUGGAACUGGUUGCCCAAAUUCUAGAAAACAAUUUCAAAAUAAACCGUAUAUUGGUGGCUGGUUUUCAGAAUGAAUCAUUGUUAUUGGAGUUUGCUAUCAAAUUUUCAGUACCUUUACCUGAAGAACUUGCUACAGCCUUUUCUGAUGCUUUAAAAGCUAAUAAUGCGAUGCUUGCAUUGUUCAAUAUGUUUAUUUCCAGCAUUAAAUUAAAUGGUACUUUAAUAUAUCCAGAAAUUAUUAACAGUGCACCAAGGACAAGUUUAACUGCAUCAAUACCAGCAUCUAGAUUUACAUCAGCUGCAAGCAAACUAUCUGAAAAUAGUGCUGGGGUCUCUACAAACAUCAUGCCAGACAGAUCUGCUUCUGCUAUAAAGACUUGGGGAAAAAACACUGAACCAACAACUACAAACCUUAUAUCCAGCUCUAUGCCAAUUGCAAGUUCUUCAGAUAUAUAUUACACUACAACCUCUAAGAACAGUCCUGUUUUUCGUGCACAUUCUGUUUCUGAAUCUAAUAGCAUAUCAUCUACAACAUCACAACUCUUUGCACCAAUUAAGAUCAAUGUUUCAGAACCCAUUUCUCCAACAGCACAAAGCACUGGAACCAGCUCUCUAUUUGUACCGAGCACCACAUAUGGAUCUAGUUAUAUUCUCACUACCAGUAAUAUCUUAACAUCCAGCCCUGUGACAUCUGGGUUGAGCUCUGUGUUGUCUGUAUCUGGACAAGACUAUUCAAAUACAGCAACAAGUGAAACCAGAACUCGAUCUGGAACAAGCGAUAUAUAUGGAUCAAACCCUGUUUUUACAAAAAACAAUACUUCUGACUCCAGUUCUCCAACCACAACAAAGGCCACAUCUAGAUACGGCUUGGAUACCACUGCAAAAACUACAAAAUACACAGAGUUCCUUUCACAGAAUACCUUUAAUUUGUCAACUGCUGAACUCACUAACAUCAGCUUUCCAACUGUACUUGGAUCUAGUUACAUUCCACAUAUAAGUAAUAUUUCUGCUGCUAUAAAAUUAAUUACAACCUCUAGAUCCAGCUCUGUAACAGCUGCAGGUACUACAUCUGGGCCUAACUCUAAGAUGACUGAAAUCAAGUCUAAAAAUACUAACACUGAUUUUGCAUCUGUACCAAUGACUGGAUCUAGUUCUACUUUCAUCUCUAGAAAUAUACCUUCAUAUGGCUAUCUUGCCACAAAGAUUACAACUGAAUUAAACGCUAAGACCACUGUCUCUAGCAAUCUAACAAAAAAUGCUAUAUCUGAAACCAUCUCUGCAAAUAGUGCAAGAACUACAUCUAGUGCCUACUCUCAGCUUACAAAAGAGAGCAUAAUCAAAUUCAGUAAAUCACCUGACGCCAACUCUAAGACUGUUACUAGCAUUAGAAGUGCAUCUCCAUCGGCAACACGUGCUACAUUUGAAAAUAUUUCAAUUUUCACAGGACAAAACAUGCCCAAACUCAGCCAUAUAACCCAACCAAGCACAAAAUCUGAUAUUAGCUUAGUGACCACUUCAAAAAAUAAAUUUCCUGGAAGUUUUCUGCUAACUAUAAAGAGUGCAUUUGAGUCCAUUGUUACUACUAGCUCUGCUAUAGAUACAAAAGGUGUAUCUGGGACUAGCUCUCCAACUCCUAGUGCUACAUCUGGAUCCAGUUCUGUGACCACUGAACAUGAAACAUCUCAAUUUUACUCUAUGACCACUGUACAGAGUACAGAUAAAAUCAAAUUCACAGCUGCUAAAACCACUAUGACCAGCUUUCCAUCUACAACACACACAGCGUUUGGAUCUAGUUCUAGUCAAAAUGUUUCAAGAAAUGAAAUCAUAGCUCCAUCUAUCUAUGACCACUGA